Staurois parvus is the source of this 342-nucleotide messenger RNA. The record is from the annotation of a GenBank genome assembly. Lineage: Eukaryota; Metazoa; Chordata; Amphibia; Anura; Ranidae.
CACUGGUGGGUGGCACUGGUGGGUGGCACUGGUGGGUGGGCACAGUGGGUGGGCACAGGUGGGUGGCACUGCUGGGCACAGGUGGGUGGCACUUCUGGGCACAGGUGUGUGACACUGCAGAGUGGCACAGGUGGGUGCACUGCUGGGCACAGGUGGGUGAUCUGCUGGGCACAGGUGGGCGGAGCUUGCGGGUGGCACUGCUGGGCACCGAUCAUCAGGGCACUGAUCAUCCGUGCCCUGAUGAUCGGUGCCGAUCCCCGCUCUGACAACUGCCGGUUCUCGGCAGUACUUUCCUCACGAUCUGACAGCGUGAGGAAAGUGCAGCCGAGAACCGGCACUUGC